GUCAUCGGCAGUUGCGGCGUUGUGCUGUAGCGCAGCUCCGGUUAGGGGCAAGCAGUAAGAAACCUAGCACAUCAUUUUCAAGCAAGAGAAACAGAGGUAAACAAGGGGAAAAAUAUGGAUGACGACGUCCUGACUACUUUGAAAAUUUUAAUAAUUGGAGAGAGCGGUGUGGGAAAGUCCAGUCUUCUUCUGAGAUUCACAGAUGAUACGUUUGAUCCAGAACUUGCAGCUACUAUUGGUGUUGACUUUAAGGUGAAGACUAUUUCAGUUGAUGGAAACAAAGCAAAGCUUGCAAUAUGGGACACUGCUGGGCAGGAAAGAUUCAGAACUCUAACACCUAGUUACUAUCGAGGAGCACAAGGUGUAAUCUUGGUAUAUGAUGUGACGAGAAGAGAUACUUUUGCCAAGCUAGAUAACUGGUUAAACGAACUAGAGACGUACUGUACAAGGAAUGACCUUGUCAAAAUGUUAGUUGGGAAUAAAAUUGAUAAGGAAAACCGAGAAGUGGAUCGAAAUGAGGGUCUUAAGUUUGCAAGGAAACAUUCUAUGCUUUUUAUAGAGGCAAGUGCAAAAACGUGUGAUGGCGUACAGUGCGCAUUUGAAGAGCUUGUGGAGAAAAUAAUUCAGACUCCCGGCUUAUGGGAGAGUGAAACAUCAAGCAGAGGAGUAAGGCUGACGGACCAGGAAGCUGGAAGAUCAGGUGGAAGCUGUGGUGGAUACUGUGCACUCCUGUAGAAUGUUGAAGGCCUUUUAAACAGCUGAUGAACUGUAUUCUUAGUAUCUGAUAGGGCCAUUGCUCUUUGCACACUUUCAGAAAUCACAGCAGUGAUUCAUUUUUGUAACAAAAGAUAAAACACCGCUUACCUGACAUUGCAACGAUCCAAUCCAAGAGUAUUCAUUUUGUACAGGGAUAGUUCAGAGCAUGUCAGGCAUAAGUUAUGUAGCAAAAAUACUAGUGACUAAACAAAACGCAUCCAUCCUCUGCUUUUGCAGAUCAUCGUCAUAUUACCAUCUCUUUUUUUUGUCCUGUCAACAGAUUUUCAUUUUAUUUUGUAAUCUGCCAUUGGGGUCAUUGCCUCGUUUAUACUCUAGCACAAAUAUAUCGAACCAGAAUCAUUUAUGUUCCUUUCAUCAUUUUUUUCUAUGGAGCACUGCAUGAAUUGGACUGCUGCUGCUGUUUUAAUAAUUUUAAAGGUGUUUCACCUUGUUUAAAUGCAAUGCAUACUUGAGAACGUGCUCCCCUAUAAUCCUUAAGAAGCUGUCUGAAAUAACCGUUAGAGUAUGUUUGUAUUCCUGAUUCUAACAUUAUUCUUAUUCAAAAGAGUUUAAGCUCUUGAGGACAGCAUCUUGGCUUUCUGUUGAAUGCAUGUUGUCUUCUGCUUCCUUUCCUGCUGAUUCAUUUUCUGAUACUCACUUUUAAAUGUUAAAUCUGUGGAAUUAUUAUGUUUAAAAUAUCAAGCAUUCCUUUAUUUUUUUUAUUUUUUUGAAUGAUGCCUCCUGGAGUUUUUGCAUGUUCGGAAAACACUACCAAAUCAGAGUAUUUGGAAAACAAAAUCCUUGAGCUUUUUGUUUUUCUUUCUAUGUUUGCCAGAGUGAAAACUUUUAGUGCUGACCAUGUUUACAAAAGAGCUACUUCUAUAGAAAUUAACCAAAUUAUCUGUAUAGUGUACAGAUAUUUUAGCAUAUGCCUUCCACAUAUGAUGUGUAGUUGCAUUACAUUUAGGGUAUGUACUUCAUUGUAUUACAUUCUCUUUUAGCUGAAUUUUGUAAAAGAAGAAAAACUAGAGAGUUGUAUUUACCCUACUCAGUUUCAAAAUUGAAUUUGUUGUCCUAAUUGUGCUUUUUUUAAGUUAAUUGGUCAAAUCUAAAAAUGGUUGUUGGUUUCCUAUAAUAAUAUGUACAGUUAUUUUUGUUUUCCUGCACAACAUAGCUGUCCAUGGACUGGCAGUUUUACUGAAAAUCGAUUAAAUAGGCCAUUGAUAUCUGUGUUUAAUUUGGUGCAUUUCACAGAAAUGACAGGUAUGUUUUCAUCAGAUUUUUAAUUUUUGCAAAAAAAAUCCUUUUUGUAUUUAUAUAUAAUAUGCUGUUUUGAAGAAUACAUUGAUUACAGAACUGUGUUUGGCUGCAUUCAUAUGCUGUUCAUUGCAUUUUAAAAAAUAUAACAUCCAAACAGUACUGUAAAAACAACAUUUAAGACUACAGACUAUCCUCAAUUGUAAAUAAAGUAUAAAGUGAAAAGUAA
Molecule: messenger RNA, 2242 nt
Organism: Polypterus senegalus (gray bichir)
Lineage: Eukaryota; Metazoa; Chordata; Cladistia; Polypteriformes; Polypteridae
Gene: rab18a
Product: RAB18A, member RAS oncogene family
Exons: 7
Coding region: 115-735 (206 amino acids)
Molecular function (GO): GTP binding; GTPase activity
Source: RefSeq, a predicted model, not a curated record